Trematomus bernacchii (emerald rockcod) is the source of this 4288-nucleotide messenger RNA. It is a transcript of the gene iqsec1b, whose product is annotated as IQ motif and Sec7 domain ArfGEF 1b. NCBI's taxonomy places the organism in Eukaryota, Metazoa, Chordata, Actinopteri, Perciformes, Nototheniidae. Gene Ontology annotation, biological process: actin cytoskeleton organization; regulation of ARF protein signal transduction. Bases 253 to 3894 code for a protein of 1213 amino acids. The record is from RefSeq and is a predicted model, not a curated record. Gene Ontology annotation, molecular function: guanyl-nucleotide exchange factor activity; protein binding. The transcript has 15 exons.
UAAAACACAAACGUAGCGCGCAUAGCAGAAGCUCCAGCCCUGAAAGAGUUAAACGCUGUUUUCUCCCCGCUGGCAGGAGGUGAGUUGCGGCGCAGAGAGCCCGUGGACGCGCACCAAAACCCGGACAACUUCCACCACAAAACAACAGCCAUGUCGGAGCUGAAGAUGGGGACCUCUGGAUUUCUUACUCCUACUCAGCUGUGAGGGGGCUUGGUUUUCCUUUUUUUUAGUUGCGUAUUGGAUAUCGCCUCCAUGGACGGCUUUUACGAGAUGGAGAACCCGACGGAGAACCCCAGCAAGGCGGUGGAGUAUCUACAGGAGCUGAAUAAAAUCAUCGAGACGCAGCAGGGGCUUUUGGAGAAGCAGAGGGUCCGGAUUGACGAGCUGGAGCUCCAUAUGACGGAUCUGUGUAAGGAGAACGUGAGUCUGAAGGAGCAGCACCAGAGGCACCUGGCCACCUGCAGAAUACAGCCGGGGAACAACUCCUCCAGCCUGGGUGCCAUCAAGGAGAAUGCCACCAUGCAGGAAAAACCCGACACAGAGGACCUCAGCUCCGCCAUGACUCACAGACGAGACCAUCACUAUGUGGAAGGUGAUGCUCCAGGCAGCGAGUUGGGCGCCUCAGUGGACCCCAGCAGUGGCUAUGGUUGCAUCCCAGUGACCCACAGCAGCCACCUGGACAGCAGCCAGAUAUACGGACACAUCCUGCUGCCGGGACACCUGAGGCCCCGUCGACCCAAACUGCAGCAUUCACAGUCCAUACUCCGCAAGCAGGCAGAGGAAGAGGCCAUCAAACGCUCGCGCUCGCUGUCCGAGAGCUAUGAGCUGUCAGCUGACCUGCAGGAUAAGCAGGUGGAGAUGCUAGAGAGGAAAUAUGGUGGGCGUUUCAUAACCCGGCAUGCAGCCCGCACCAUCCAGACGGCUUUCCGCCAGUACCAGAUGAACAAGAACUUUGAACGUCUUAGAAGUUCUAUGUCUGAGAACCGUAUGUCCAGACGGAUCGUCCUAUCAAAUAUGAGAAUGCAGUUUUCCUUUGAAGGACCUGAAAAAGUCCACAGCUCCUAUUUCGAAGGAAAGCAGGUCUCUCUAACAGACGAUGGAACAAAACUUGGUGCGUUGGUGCAGUCAGAGCACGAUGGGGAGAUGGGUGUUCAGGCAAAGACUCCAACAACUCAGAGCGACUUCACAGACGCGAUCACAGAACUGGAAGAUGCCUUCUCCAGGCAGGUUAAAUCUCUGGCUGAGUCCAUAGACGAUGCUCUGAACUGUCGCAGUCUGCAUGGUGACGAGUCAGAGCCAGUGAGAGUUCUCCCGGAUAUCGACAGGGAGGUCGGUUGCCAGAUGAAACUUUCUCAUGGUGCGUCAGAUCACCGCAAACUGGAUGAGAUGAGGGCGUCUUACAGCGACGUCACCCUCUACAUCGAUGAAGAAGAACUGACACCGCCUCUUCCCUUGUCUCAAUCUGUGGAUCGACCCUCCAGCACAGAGUCGGACUUGCGCCAGCGUUCCCUCAACUCUUCCCAGGACUACUGGUCACUGGCUCAUAAGGAUGAAAAAGGAGAUACGGACACCAGCUGCCGAAGUACACCGUCUCUGGAGUGCCAAGAGCAGCGAUUGAGGGUAGAUCACCUUCCCUUACUGACCAUCGAGCCUCCAAGCGAUAGUUCGGUGGAGCUCAGCGAUCGUUCUGACAGAAGCUCUUUGAAGAGACAGAGCGCUUACGAGCGAAGCGUCACUAAUCAGCAGAGCAGCCCAAAACAAAUCACCCACACUCGGCCACCAAGAGGGCCUUCAAGGGAAGAAGAAGCCCCUCGACAUCGGCCACGACAACUGGAGGCCCAUCUGGCCAUCAAUGGCACCGCAAACCGUCAGAGCAAGUCCGAAUCCGACUUUUCUGAUGGUGACAACGACAGCAUCAACAGCACGUCCAACUCCAACGACACCAUCAACUGCAGCUCCGAGUCCUCGUCCAGAGACAGCCUGAGGGAGCAGACGCUCAGCAAGCAGACGUACCACAAAGAGACUCGCAACAGCUGGGAUUCACCGGCAUUCAGUAACGACAUCAUCCGAAAGAGACACUACCGCAUAGGCCUGAACCUCUUCAACAAGAAACCAGAAAAAGGCAUCCAGUAUCUGAUAGAUAGAAACUUUGUCCCCGACACGCCGGUGGGUGUGGCUCACUUCCUGCUGCAAAGGAAAGGCUUGAGCAGGCAGAUGAUCGGCGAGUUCCUGGGUAACAGACAGAAGCAGUUCAACCGAGAUGUCCUCGACUGUGUGGUGGAUGAAAUGGACUUCUCGAGCAUGGAGCUGGACGAAGCGCUCAGGAAAUUUCAGGCGCACAUCAGAGUUCAGGGAGAAGCUCAGAAGGUGGAGCGGCUCAUAGAGGCAUACAGCCAACGUUACUGCAUCUGUAACCCUGGAGUGGUGCGACAGUUCAGGAACCCCGACACCAUCUUCAUCCUUGCCUUCGCCAUCAUCCUCCUCAACACCGACAUGUACAGCCCCAACGUGAAGCCUGAGAGGAAGAUGAAGCUGGAGGACUUUGUGAAAAACCUUCGAGGGGUGGAUGAUGGGGAAGACAUCCCCCGAGAGAUGCUGGUAGGGAUAUAUGAGCGGAUUCGCAAGCGAGAGCUCAAAACGAAUGAAGACCACAUGUCCCAGGUUCAGAAAGUGGAAAAACUCAUUGUUGGGAAGAAGCCGAUUGGCUCGUUGCACCACGGUCUGGGCUGCGUGCUAUCCUUACCACACCGGAGACUGGUCUGUUACUGCAGACUUUUUGAAGUACCCGACCCUAACAAACCACAAAAGUUGGGUGUCCACCAACGGGAGAUCUUCCUCUUCAAUGACCUGCUAGUGGUCACUAAGAUUUUCCAAAAGAAGAAGAACUCUGUGACGUACAGCUUUCGGCAGUCCUUCUCACUUUAUGGCAUGCAAGUGCUAAUCUUUGAGAAUCAGUAUUAUCCCAACGGAGUGCGUCUGACGUCAGCCAUUCCCGGAGCAGACAUCAAAGUCCUCAUCAACUUCAACGCACCAAAUCCUCAGGACCGCAAAAAGUUCACUGACGAUCUGCGAGAAUCUAUUUCUGAAGUCCAAGAGAUGGAGAAGUACCGGAUAGAAUCUGAGCUAGAGAAACAGAAGGGGGUCGUGAGGCCCAGCAUGUCCCAGACUUCAGCCAUGAAGAAGGACACGGGAAACGGGUCUCUGAGUCGCGGGAGCCUCGACGACAGCUACGCCAUUGGUGAAGGUUUGAAGAGGAGCGCACUCAGCAGCUCCCUACGAGACCUGUCAGACGCAGGCAAGCGUGGGAGACGCAGCAGUGCAGGAUCACUAGACAGCAAUAUGGAAGGCUCCAUCAUUAGCAGCCCCCACAUGAGACGCAGACCCCCGAGAGACGGCCCGCCCCGACACAGCGGCCAAUCGCUGCCCAGCUCCUCCUCCCUGCUGGGGACUUUGUUUGGCCCCAGCAGACGUUUGAAGUCACCCAGCCCCACCCCUCAGGCUCUGCACCCCACCCUAAUCUCACACACCACCCACCCUACCAACUUGCACCACACAGCCCGGGCCGAAACGGACCCCCAAGCCUCCGUUCACCCUCACCACGGGCAGUUUUGCCACCAGAAUCCUCCGCCUUACCACCAUCAUCAUCACUAUCACCCUCCAGCCCACCUGCAGCACCCUCCACACCCGUUUCACCCGGCAACAGGUCACGGGCAGCAGCCAGCAUACCCUCCUCACCCUCCUCACCCUCCUCACCCUCCUCAUCCUCCUCAUCCUCACCCUCACCACCAAACACACCCUCCUCACGCUCCACUUCACCACGGCCCCCAAACGGCCCCCUCCCAGGCCCCCAGCAGCACCAAACCCAAGCACAGCGGCAUCAGUACGGUGGUGUAAAAGUGUAAAGAAGACACAGAGACUGAACUUUGAUUUUAAUCCGAAACGGUAGCACUGUGCGGACGCCGGACGAGAUCCUGUGCCUCCUUUGGGGUUCUUUGUUGUGCUCAUAACAAGAACAGUUUACUCGAUUUAAAACACAUCUCCUUUCUGGUUGCUCCUUGCAUUUCACUUCAGGUUAUAAUUCAAGAGCAUGCACAAAGACCACAACUACUGUUUCUCCUCAAUUAAAGGAUCAAAUAUCUAACUUACUUACUAGUGUUUUACAGAAGAAAUGAAUAGUAAUCUUGACUUUAAUGACUAAUGAUUUGAUCUUGUCUGACAGACAGACAGACAGACAGACAGACAGACAGACAGACAGACAGACAGACAGACAGACAGACAGACAGACAGA